CUGAUCCCAACUGACAAUUUUCAUACAUGGCCGUACCAUUACCCGCCACGUGGCGCUCGAUGGCCCCUAUUACUGGUUAACAGCAUACUUCUCUCGCUCCUCUGCUUCUUUCUUUUUUUCCUUCCCUUUCCUUUCCGCUCCUACUGUGAGUCCGUCGCGCCGGACAGCCUUGUACAAGGAACGCACGCACUCUUCCAGCUCUCCACCGCUGCCUUUCCUUGCUCCGCAGAGCUUCAGUUCCUCGAAUCAGGAUUUUCUGCGCCGGAGGUCAUCAGGAGGAAUAUGAGUAACAGCAUAGGUCACAAUUCAUUCCACCAGAGUUUGCUUCAUCCCACGGGUCUCGACCACCGAAGUAAACCUAAUUGUUCUGGCAUUCCUGCGAGCUCCUUGUUCCAAUCUGCUUCUGUGAAUCCACCGGCGGCUGCUGCGUCGGUCCGAACGCGUAGGGCUCCACCAUCCUCCAGUUUCUAUGGAAGAAGCUUGAAAGUGAGGAAAUCAAAGGUGUCUGUUGGGGCAAGUCACCCUGUGGCACUCACCCCACGCUCUGUACUGGCCAUGGAACCGCCAUCCGAGCUUGCAGGUAAAUUCAAACUCGAUGACAGUACAGAAUUGCAGGUUUUCGUUGGCAAUUCUUCUACUGGGUCGGUUACUAUUGUAAAUAUUCAGAUAACAUACAGCAGUGACUCAUUGAUCCUCCACUGGGGUGGGAUACGCGAUAAAACAGAGAAAUGGGUGCUUCCUGCUCGUAACCGAGAUGGAACAAAAAACUAUAAGAAUGGGGCUCUUAGAACGCUUUUCUCACAGGCUGGUUCAAGUUCUGUCCUAAGACUGGAGAUUGAAGAUCCCAACAUUCAAGCUAUUGAAUUCCUUAUAUUUGAUGAAGCCCAAAAUAAAUGGUUCAAAAACAGUGGCCAGAACUUUCAUGUGAAGUUGCCUACGAGAGAGAAAUCGACAGUUCCAAAUUUAUCAGUUCCUGAAGAGCUUGUACAGGUUCAGGCAUAUCUCAGGUGGGAAAGAAAAGGCAAACAGAUGUAUAGUCCUCAACAAGAGAAGGCAAGUAUACUUGAGGAAUACGAAGCUGCUCGUGCUGAGCUAUUAGAGGAAGUAGCCAAGGGUUCUUCCAUCGAAGACCUCCGGCUAAAGCUGAAUAGUAAAAAUGAUGGAGCGGAAAUUAAAGAGCCGCCGUUGCCCGAAACAAAGAGCAACAUGCCUGAGGAGGCACGAGCCGAGUUACAUGCUGAGCUUAACAGAGGUGUCUCCGUGGAUGAGAUGAGGAAGAAGAUCACAAAGGGCGAUGCCCGUAAGAAGGUUACUGAGCAGCCUAACAAGAAAAAGCACUUCGGUCCUGGAAGGAUUCAGCGAAGGGAGAGGGACUUGACACAAAUUGUCACUAAAUACACAGUUGACUGUACAGAGCAAGCAAUCCCUGUUGAACGACAGUCUGCAAAGCCAGUUGAGCUUUAUGCCAAAGCUGUGGAAGAACAAGAUGGCGACACUAUCAUCAACAAAAAAAUCUACAAGCUUGGAGAUAAGGAGAUUUUGGUAGUUGUGAGCAAGCCUGGUGGCAAAAUCAAGGUUAAUAUUGCUACUGACCUUGAAGAGUCAACUAUUCUUCAUUGGGCUUUGGCUAAAAAGCCUAGAGAGUGGUCGGUACCACCUAUGAGUGUCUUGCCCCCAGGUUCAGUUACUAAAGAGCAAGCGGCUGAAACUGAACUAACAAAGUCUUCUGCUGAACUUCCAUAUCAGGUCCAGUCCUUUCAAAUAGAGAUUGAAGAUGGAAGUUACGUAGGAAUGCCUUUCGUUCUCUUGUCCAGGGGAAACUGGAUAAAGAACAAAGGCUCAGACUUCUACGUUGAAUUUGCCAGCGUACCUAAGCAAGUGCAAAAGGACGCAGGUGAUGGAAGAGGUACGGCAAAGAGAACAUUGGAUCGAAUCGCAGAGAUGGAAGAGGAAGCACAGAAGUCAUUCAUGCACCGGUUUAAUAUCGCAUCUGAUUUGAUGGAUCAAGCCAAGGAUGCUGGAGUCUUGGGUGUUGCCGCUAUCUUUGUGUGGAUGAGGUUUAUGGCUACACGGCAGCUUAUAUGGAACAAAAACUACAAUGUCAAACCACGUGAGAUUAGUAAAGCCCAGGAUAGGCUUACUGACUUGCUCCAGGAUAUUUAUAGUUCCUAUCCACAGUACAGAGAGUUUUUGCGACUGAUAAUGUCAACUGUUGGAAGAGGAGGCGAAGGAGAUGUUGGACAGCGUAUUCGUGAUGAAAUAUUGGUUAUUCAGAGAAAUAAUGAAUGCAAAGGUGGAAUGAUGGAAGAAUGGCACCAAAAAUUGCACAACAACACUAGCCCUGAUGAUGUUAUAAUCUGUCAGGCAUUGAUUGAUUACAUCAAUUGCGACUUUGACCUCGGUGUUUAUUGGAAAACUUUGAACGAAAACGGAAUCACAAAAGAGCGACUUCUAAGUUACGAUCGUGCCAUACAUUCUGAACCAAAUUUCAGAAGAGAUCAAAAGGAUGGUCUUCUGCGCGAUCUUGGAAGCUAUAUGAGGACCUUGAAGGUCAUUUCCUCAACCAUUUAUCAGCAUAAGCUUGAUGUUCUGUUGCUUACUUGUUGUUUAGUUUUUCAGUUGAAUCGAGGGCUGAGCUGGGGAAUGCCUUCACUCUGGGCAGUGCAUUCAGGUGCGGAUCUCGAGUCUGCUGUUGCAAAUUGUAUGGGUUAUAGAGCAGAGGGGCAAGGUUUUAUGGUUGGGGUGCAGAUAAAUCCAGUCUCAGGGUUACCAUCUGGCUUUCCGGAAUUGCUUCAAUAUGUCCUACAACAUGUGGAGGACAGGAAUGUGGAAGCACUUCUUGAGGGUUUGCUUGAAGCUCGUCAGGAGCUUAGGCCAUCACUGGUCAAGGCUAAUUCUCGUCUGAAGGAUGUUUUGUUUUUAGACAUCGCCCUUGAUUCUGCUGUUAGGACAGCCAUCGAAAGAGGAUAUGAGGAAUUAAAUGAUGCUGGCCCUGAGAAAAUGAUGUAUUUCAUUACUUUGGUGGUUGAGAAUCUCGCACUUUCAUCGGAUAAUAAUGAAGAUCUUAUCUACUGCUUAAAGGGAUGGAAUCAUGCCAUGAAUAUGUGCAACUCAAAGAGUAGCAACUGGGCGUUAUAUGCAAAAUCAAUCUUGGACAGAACACGCCUUUCCCUUACUGAGAAGGCAGAGUGGUAUCAGCAACUUCUCCAGCCAUCAGCAGAGUAUCUUGGAUCACUGCUUGGAGUAGAUCAGUGGGCUGUGAAUAUAUUCACGGAAGAGGUGAUCCGUGGUGGUUCCGCUGCUGCUCUGUCCUCACUUCUUAAUAGACUUGAUCCAGUUCUACGAAAGACUGCAAAUCUUGGAAGUUGGCAGGUUAUCAGUCCAGUGGAAGCAGUUGGGUACGUUGUUGUUGUGGAGGAGUUGCUCACAGUACAGAACAAAACUUAUGACCGCCCUACGAUAAUAGUUGCAAGAAGAGUGAAAGGUGAAGAGGAAAUACCAGAUGGCGCAGUUGCUGUGCUAACAGCUGACAUGCCUGAUGUCCUAUCACAUGUAUCUGUCCGUGCAAGAAACGGCAAGGUUUGCUUUGCUACAUGUUUUGACCCUAACAUUUUGGACGACCUCAAAGUGAGAGAAGGAAAACUAUUGCGUCUGAAACCUACUUCUGCAGAUGUAGUCUACAGCGAAGUAAAAGAGGAUGAGCUGGAAAGUUACAGUUCAACUGGCUCAACAGAAGUUGGUACUUCAUCUCUGAAGUUGGUCAAAAAGCAAUUCAAGGGGAAAUAUGCCAUAUCAUCGGACGAGUUCACUGGCGAAAUGGUUGGUGCCAAGUCCCGCAAUAUCUCAUAUCUGAAGGGAAAAGUUCCCUCAUCGAUCGGUGUUCCGACAUCAGUGGCCUUACCUUUCGGAGUUUUUGAAGAGGUUCUAGCGGAUGGUUUGAAUAAGGACGUUGAGAAGAAGCUCCAACUGUUGAAGGGAAAGUUGGAUGGAGGAGAGUUUGCUGUUCUCGGGGAGAUUCGGGAGACUGUUUUAGAGCUGUUACCUCCACCACAGCUGGUUAAAGAGUUGCAAACCAAGAUGAAGAGUUCUGGGAUGCCUUGGCCAGGUGAUGAAGGGGAGAAGAGAUGGGAGCAAGCAUGGACUGCUAUUAAGAAGGUCUGGGCGUCCAAGUGGAACGAGAGAGCAUACUUCAGCACCAAGAAAAUAAAGCUGGAGCAUGAUUAUCUAUGCAUGGCUGUCCUGGUGCAAGAAAUCAUAAACGCUGAUUAUGCAUUCGUCAUCCACACGACAAAUCCAUCCUCAGGAAACGCCUCAGAGAUAUAUGCUGAGGUGGUGAAAGGACUUGGAGAAACUCUCGUUGGAGCUUAUCCUGGUCGUGCUUUGAGUUUCAUCUGCAAUAAAAAUGACCUGGACUCUCCACUGGUUUUGGGUUAUCCUAGCAAACCAAUUGGCCUCUUCAUCAGACGCUCAAUCAUCUUUCGUUCGGACUCCAACGGCGAAGAUCUUGAAGGCUAUGCUGGUGCAGGCUUGUAUGACAGUGUGCCAAUGGACGAAGAAGAGAAAGUGGUGCUGGACUACUCGUCUGAUCCGCUGAUGAUCGACGACAACUUCCAGAAGUCGACUCUCUCGAAGAUUGCGAGUGCCGGGCAUGCAGUUGAGGAGUUGUAUGGAUCUCCACAAGACAUUGAAGGCGUGGUACGAGAUGGCAAAAUCUAUAUCGUUCAAACGAGACCUCAGAUGUGAUACUGCCAUCAUCUUGCAUUAAAUGUUCUGGUCUGUCAUUCUAGACCCCAAAUUUUUCUGGAUUUCGAUCCACAACAGUACACAUUAUACGAAUAGCUUUGACACCUGCUUGGACAACUCGAAAGAAUAGAUCUGAAAAAAGCGGGAAAUAGCCAAACGAGUAUAAUUUGAGGUCCUACGGAGGUCGUGGAAGAAACAUCAGAUGCCCCUAGCUAGGGCUUUAAGAUGAGGUGGCUAAGUUAAUUUCAGUCCUUUCAUUUCAUUAAAAUUCAAUGGUUCAGAUUGAUCAAUUAAUAAAAGGUAAAGUAGUAAUUACAUGGAUUUUUAUUUUUUUCAUUAUUAAAUACUUAGAAAACACUUUCCUGUUCAAGGUUUUU
Linum tenue is the source of this 5120-nucleotide messenger RNA. Lineage: Eukaryota; Viridiplantae; Streptophyta; Magnoliopsida; Malpighiales; Linaceae. The record is from the annotation of a GenBank genome assembly.